AAAUCCUUUUACUGAAUCCCGAGAUAUUUCUGAUGAUGGGUCCAUUUUCGUUGCUGUCAAACGUCCUCAAUCAAAUCAGACUCAUCAGCUGUUUUUAAACCGCCAACAGGUCGAGUGAUGCGUGCGCACAAUUAAAAAAAUCCAAGGCCUUCUAUCAGUCACCCUCCCGACAGCUAAUUCUGUGCAAACUGUCCAACAUUCCUUUGUUAUUUCAUCAAGUUACCCCAUCCUCAGAGGUCCACCCUCGUAAUCUCGGCCUGGACAGUCCACAUGAGAUGUACCAAGCUAUUAACAUAACAAGUUUGGACGCAAUUAAAUCCCCGGAGGUGACACGAGCACCUGCCUUUGUUCCAAUAUAAAAUAUACAAUUCAUCAAGUAUGGCGGACACCAAUGGGACAUGACUCGAUGAAAAAUGAAGGAAUAAGCAAGUCGUCGUUGACUGAAUCACCAGAUUAUUUUCAUCGGUCUUCAGUGGUUGACACGACUCAGUAGUUGGACUAGUAGUAAAAUUAAAAAGUUAAUCUCACUUUUCAAGAGGUUACACGAUGGACUUGAUCAUUGAGAGGAAGUGCGUGAGUGAUGAACCACUACUGGACGAUAUUUACGAUCGAGAUGAGGAGGAUGAUGUUACGAUGGAAUCCUCCACCGAGAGCUUGGGCCUGGAGUUUCAACUGACAAAUAAGUACAAUAAACUGCUUCCUUAUGCUGACGAACUCAACAAAGAGGCCAUGGCCCUCCUGGCUGUCAUCAAGGGACAGCUGGGGAGGGCUGUGGCCCUGAGGAAGCUCCAGCCAGACUGUGCUUAUGCUACCUUGAAGCUUCAAUGGUACAUGAAACUCUACAGUCUAAGAUUCACAAAGGAAGACCACAUAAUCUUCAUAAAAUUGAUGUACGAAUUGACAACAAUACCAGACUUGGAGUCCCGUCUUCUGAAUUUAUUCGGAUCUACGUUGAUCGUGCUCCUUCGAAAGACGAAGCUGCUGACCCCGAGUGACUUGGAGCUCCCCUGGAGGCCUCUGUACGACCUGAAGAAGAGGCUCAUCGAUGUCAGCAUAUCGUCAUCAGAUAUGAACCGUCUUCUCCCGAGGCUCCCCAAAGUCAUCCACAGUCUCAUACACGUUGCCAAAGUUUACUUCCCGGUCUCAGCAACUCAAGAGAUCCUCGACGAGAUCCGCCCCCACAUAUGCCCCCUGGACCCCUGCGGCAUGACAAAAGCGAUAGAUAACUUGGACAGUUUUCUGCCUCUCCAACUGCCCCCAGAUUUGCACUCAUCAGGUUUUCGCCUCUGGUUCGACGAGCUGAUGGCCCUCUGGGAGACAACCCACAAUGCAGCUGCAUGGCAGACCUUGAUGAUGUGCCUGAUGGCGAAGCUGGCGUGCAGGAACAUCGGCUACAUUGACUGGACUCCCCAAAUUCCCCUGAUGUUCACUAGGUUCAUUCGUUGCCUGAAUCUCCCAGUCCACUACAAGCAGACUCAAGGAGGGAAACUCCACCAAAUAGACACCCAGUCAAUGGCCCUGUGGAUUGUCUCGAUCCUAGGUCCCGACUCCCUGGGCCAGUUUCACCUCGAGAAAUUCCUCAAGACAGUGGAGACGUACUUCUACCAGGCGAACGUCGGCCCCUGGGUUGAUAAACUGAAAGACCUCCUGAGCAAAUUAGCAACGCAGUUCGUGUAUCGGCUGAACACCGAGAGGUAUCCAAGGGCUUCCUGGGAGACGCCAAUCCCAGAGUCCCACAAGCUCACUGAUGCCGAUGUCGAUGCCUUCGUGACCAGUAUGAUGCCAGUGGCGAUGACAGCAAUGUUUGGACAGUCCAGCAAUAAUGCAACGUCCACAGUCUUCCGUCUGCUCUCCACCAUUCGUCCCAACUUGGUGAUUCCCAACGUCAUCGAGAGGAUGUUUUCAACUCUGGAUUCCCUGACAGAACCCCACAAGCUCACCGCCUCGAUGGCUGCUGUCACUGCAGUUGCUCGAGCCUUGAUACAGGGGAGAAGGAAUGUCAACACUGGGUACACGUACGACGAGGGGCCCUCGAGGGUCAUUCCUUUGCUGAUGUCGUCCCUUCCUGGGAUCGACGGGAAUGAUCUAGUCAAGUCAUUUGCAACCUUCAGGUUGAUCUCAGUCUACGCAACGAUGGUCCCCAUCACUGACUCGUCCCGCUGCUCGGGAGACCUCGAGGAUGAUGAUAGACUGGUCUGCGAGGAGACAGCCCAGUUCGAGGACUUUAUUCUCCAGUUUUUCGAGCGAAUAUUCUCCCUGAUUGAAUCGAGCACUCUCGAGUACGUGUCCCACGAGAACCAGGAAAACAAUGGGAAGAGCAAGGUCGAGUCGAUGGUGGAGAUGGCCCUGGGAUCAGUCUGCAUGCGUCUGCUUCUGAGGACGAGCAAUGACAUCUACCAAUCAGCCCUCCACAAACUCAGGAUAUUCGUGACUGAGAGAGUCUUCGAGACGAGGAUCUCGGGACCCCUGGCAGCCUCCCUGUGCAGGAGUUUCUCGAGGGUGAACGGUCGGGAGACCCUGAAAGCUCUCCUGCCAGGGCUGGCGAAGACAAUUCUCGAAUUCAUGGAGGAGGGAGAUGUUGCCAAGGAGGAGAACCUGGACGACAGGCUUCUCUAUGCUCUCCUACUCGUCGCGAAUAUCGUCGACACGAAGGGCACCGAUCUCCUCCCCCACAUGGAUACCCUUAUGGAGAUCCUGGACAGCACACUGCACCUGAAGUCCCGGGAAGGAUCGAAAUUGGCCAGCAGGAUCCUGAAGACGAUACUGAGCUCCCUGUCAAACAUGGCUGUUUGCUCCAAUUACACGUACAACUCUAGGGAUUAUAAUGAUCCCAAUUACCCCUAUGUCCUGGACUGGGGGCAGGGAACGGACAUCGACGAGAUGGAGCUGCAGUGGUAUGUCCCUGGGGAAGAGGAGAUAGCGAUGAUUCAGAAGAUCUUCGAUAGGUACAUGCUUGUGGAGAUUGCCAAUAUCAAGGAGUACGUGUCCACCGGAAACUCCAUCAGCAGGCAGGAGCUUCUCACCAGUCUCACUAUCAUUUAUCGAAUUAUUGAGGGAUGCAUUUCAUUCCUGCCUGUUCCCCAGGAUGAUUCCACAUCCAUCGACGCACUCGAGAUAAUCCCCCUCGUGGGGAUUAAAGGAGAAAUCAAAAUGCCAGACGGUGGUAACGUGCGUCAGGAGAUGGUAAAAGUGUUGUCACAGUUCCAGGAGAUGAUGUUGAAAUCCUCUGCCGACGACACUAAAAGCUUGAAAGUGCUUCCACUGAUAUGGAGUGUCUUGUUGCUGGGAAAAUACCGUCACGUGGACAGCCACAAGAGGCAUUCAGCAGCGAUGAGGCUGUUCAAAAUGGAACUCCGAGACGAUCUAAUAAAGAAGAGAAAGCAUCUUGCUGAAUACAUAAUCGAGAGAACUGAGUUGCAGCACGAGAUGAGGAUUUACUUGACCUUCUAUAGUCUCAGGCCCUUCCACAAGGACAUAAUGCUCCAGUUAUUUAACCUGGCAACAAGUACAUACGCAGACGUGAGGACAAGCUCCCAAGAUGUGUUGUUCGUGGCUUUUGUGUACUUUCCUUAUUCCUACAAGUUCAUGAUGCCCCAUCUGGUGGAGAUGCUGAGCAGAGAUCCCGAGGAGCACCACGAGGCGCACAAGGGGCUUCUGUAUCUCCUGCUGGGUCCUAGGAACAAUUCCCUGGUGGCCACCAGGGAUUGGAAUUUUCUGCGCAACCUCUGGCCAGCACUGCUGAUGUCAAAGCCCUCGGAAAAGAUGUCCGUGAUAAAACUGAAGAAUUGUCUCGCAGACACUAUUUUCAGGGGCUUCCACAAUGUCGCCAUCAAGCUGGAUGUCCCUGACAGGUGUGUAGAGAUUGCUGGAGAGUUGUGGGAGAGUUCUCCAAGGCCAUCACUCCUUCAGCCUACGGAUGGCGAGAUCCAAGUGGGGUUGAAGGAGAUGAAGCAGUGCGAGGGUGAGAACAUUGAGAAUUACGAGGCUCUGGUGGAGGCUAUCGUCAGUGCGAUUGAGAAUAAUUGUCACUGGAGGCAAAGGGCCAUGGGGAUGAAGCUACUGAGGGAUCUGGCACACUCACAGAGGAAUUAUCCUAUCAGGGUAAUGAAUUACUUCCUCAACGCUCUUUUACAUGAUUCCCUGGAAGAGAGGAAGAUCGCCAUUGCCGUGGUGGUGACAAUUCUGAGGCAGUUAAAGAGAGAGCACAAGAAGAUCUUCAUAGAGAGCCCAACAGUUCCCCCUAAUGCACCCUUGGGAAUAAGAUCGGACAAUCUGUUCCUCCAGUACAACUACUCGACUCGUCCUCUGUCGAAGAAGCAGUGGAACGAGAACAGAUACGUUCAUGAGCCGUACGUAGGUUUCUACACGUGGCCAAAACAGCUGACAGUCUACGCCCCAUCUGACCAACAGCCCCCACUGGGUCCGGACCGUGAACUGAAUUCCUCGGAGCGCCUGGUGGAGACGUUCAUCACCGAUCCCAGUCACAUCGCCAAGCUGAUAAAAUUCAAUAGCCUGGAGGAGCGAAAGGGAAAGGACAGAUAUAAUGAAUUAAGAUUUCAACUUUAUAAGGGCCUGUUCAGGAAUCAUGGGGUCCAGCUCGUGGACCUCUUCCUUCCUCAUUUGUCGAGCCUUGUUACCCAGAAGCAGGAGAGCAGUCAGCUGUGUGCAUCAGAGAUAAUAGCCGGGAUGAUCCGGGGUUCGAAGCACUGGGACUUCGACAUGGUUGUUGAAAUGUGGGAGAAAAUCCUUCCAAUAAUCAGAAUUGCUCUGGAGAACAUCACGAUGGAGACGGCUAGGGGCUGGGGUAUCUGCUUUGGUCAGUCGUUCAGGCGGAGGGAUCCCAACAGACAUCACUGGCUGCUGGAGUGUCUGAUGGAGGAGCCAGCCCUGGCAAAUGCCACAGCUUCGUUCCUCGAGUGCCAGAGGCUUUUCAUCAUUCACUCAACCCUCAUAAACCAAUCCUGGAGGGUCUCCGAGCUCUGUGUGAGGCUCCUGGACAGAGUAGAGAAGCGACUGCUUGCAGAUCCCUUCCAGAACGUCAGAGACAGCCUCGGUGGUCUUCUGACACUGAUUUUUUCAGCUGAUUACAACGUGGGGAGCCCAGAGGCCGAGAGAAUGAGACCCAGGGCGAAGGACCUCAUGGGCAGGGUCCUCCCACAGCUGGUAAAACUCUCGGAUGUUGACUCCAGUGAUCUUGAGGCGAGGAAGACCGAGGUCAGUCUGUUGAAGACAGUCUGCAAGUGGAUUUGCAGUCAUGCUUUCACCAGUGAUCGAGGUAUACUUCCUGAUUCGACAAAACUCCUGACGAUUCUGUGCCAGCUUGAGAAUUGCGAUGGAGAUGAUGAGUUGAGAAUCGCUUGCAGAAGAGCAUUGGCAGCGCUUGCACAGACACAAACACUUCCUAGGGUCAUGGAAGAGGUCCUUGGAGACAUUGAGAAGGUCUUUGGGGAGAGCUCAUGGUCUGCCAGGAGUUCCUGCUUGAGCUUUUUGGAGGUGUUCGUCUUCUAUAACAUGGGAGUGAUCCUCAGUUGUACAGACUGGGUAGCCAGGGUUCAGGGGCUCGUCCUGAGGAUGUUGGAGGAUGAGAGAGUUGAGGUGAGGGAGAAGGCUGGGCAAGUCCUCUGUGGAUUACUCCACUGUACUUUUGUCCCUGAGCCUCAGGCACUGCUGGAAGAAUUUAAAUUAAAGUCGAAGAUCGAGAUUAAGAAGCCUGAUGAUUUGAGAUUGAGGCAUGCUGGGGUUCUUGGAUUGUGUGCAUUCGUACGAGCACAUCCUUAUCAAAUACCAAAAUAUGUACCCUCUAUCUUUGAGUACCUUAAUCUACGUCUUAACGAUCCACAGCCCAUUCCGACGACAAUACGAAAGACUUUGGGUGACUUCAAGAGGACUCACUACGACGGAUGGGCAUCACAUGCUCAAUCAUUCACGGAAGCGCAGUUGGGUUUACUUCAAGAUCUGACUGUUCCUCCUUCUUACUAUGCAUAAUGGUGAUUCAUUUUGUACAUUCAUUUUAAUUGUACAAUUUUAUUAAUAAUAAACACUUAAGUUGGUUUAGUCGAAA
Molecule: messenger RNA, 6061 nt
Organism: Diachasmimorpha longicaudata
Lineage: Eukaryota; Metazoa; Arthropoda; Insecta; Hymenoptera; Braconidae
Product: proteasome activator complex subunit 4B-like
Exons: 4
Coding region: 547-5985 (1812 amino acids)
Biological process (GO): proteasomal ubiquitin-independent protein catabolic process
Cellular component (GO): nucleus; cytosol
Molecular function (GO): peptidase activator activity; proteasome binding
Source: RefSeq, a predicted model, not a curated record